Molecule: messenger RNA, 3026 nt
Organism: Ziziphus jujuba (common jujube)
Lineage: Eukaryota; Viridiplantae; Streptophyta; Magnoliopsida; Rosales; Rhamnaceae
Product: (E,E)-geranyllinalool synthase
Exons: 12
Coding region: 158-2713 (851 amino acids)
Biological process (GO): diterpenoid biosynthetic process
Molecular function (GO): terpene synthase activity; magnesium ion binding
Source: RefSeq, a predicted model, not a curated record
CAAUACGUAGGCUUGGUGUGUGGAAAAACUACUGGGAAUACAUUUUUAGAUCUGGGUUCGACUAGGUCUGUUAAGAACCCAUUCCUCUUCAAUUUAGAAUAUACUAUAAACUCUCACAAAAAAAAAAAAAAAAAAAGAAAAAGAAAAACCCCCGUCCAUGGAAUUUCCACCUUCCUCAAUUGAAGCCCAGCUCCAAACUAUUAAGGAAACCAUGUUUUCAGACAUGGAUCCUUAUUCAUUGGUUAUGCCUUCGGCUUAUGAAACAGCAUGGUUAGCCAUGAUACCUGAUUCCCACCAAAACAUGAAUCCCAUGUUCAUGAGUUGCCUGAAUUGGGUGCUCAACAACCAGCAAGAAGAAGGGUUUUGGGGAGACUGUGAUAGCCAUGGCAACUCCACCAUUGAGUGCCUUACCUCUACUCUUGCUUGCAUAAUUGCGCUCAAGAGAUGGAAUGUUGGGGCUAAAAUGAUAGACAAAGGACUGGAAUAUGUGCAUUCAAAUGCAAAGAAGCACCUGAAUGAAAUCAAGGAUGAUCAAUGUCCUCGUUGGUUUGCGAUUGUUUUCCCAACAAUGGUUGAACUUUCCCAAACAGUUGGUUUGAAAAUCGAAUUAAAAGAAAUGGAGUCAGAGACACUCAAUCAAAGGCAACGAAUUCUUAAAACAGAGCGACUUGUCGAAAGCUGCCAUUAUCCUCCAUUACUAUCAUAUCUUGAAGUGUUGCCUUCUUCAUAUUAUAUUGAUAAUGAAGAUAUAACCAAGCAUUUUUGUGAAGACGGCUCGUUGUUUCAAUCUCCCUCUGCUACAGCUUUUGCAUUUAUGGUCACAGGGAAUAAGCAAUGCUUGAGUUAUUUAGAAUCGCUAGUUCAAAGAUGUCCUAAUGGAGUUCCGACCACGUAUCCCAUGGAUGAAGAGCUUAUAAAGCUUUGCAUUAUCAACCACCUGCACAGGUUGGGGUUGGCUGAGCAUUUCGGGCCAGAGAUUGAAGAGAGUCUUGAACAAUUUUACAAGAACUACACAAAUCGAGAAUCAUGGGCAAAACCCAUCAAUUCAAUAGAAGUUCAGCUGUUGAAAGAUUCUUUAGCUUUUCGGCUCCUGAGGAUGCAUGGGUAUAACGUAUCGCCAUGUAGCAUCUGUUGGUUUUUAUGUGAUGAAAAAAUUAAGGAUGCAAUACAAAAUAAUCCUGACCGCUUUGUGAAUGUAAUGCUUAACAUUCAUAGAGCUACAGAUCUCAAGUUUUCCGGAGAACAUGAACUUGACGAGGCAAGAUCUUUCUCAAGGAGUCUACUUCAAAAAUCCAUCUCAAUGGUGGGAGCUGAUCAUGAUCAAAAUCCAAUUCGUACAUUGGUUGAACAGGAGUUGAAACUUCCAUGGACUGCUCGUUUGGAUCAUCUGGAACACAGAAUUUGGAUCGAAGAAAAUCAAGGCGACCUAUUGUGGAGGGGAAAAACCUCAUUCCAAAGGUUGUCAAGUAUUCAUAAUGACAAACUAGUUCUGCUUGCAAAACAAAACUAUGAGUUUAGGCAGUCCAUCUAUAAGAAGGAACUUCAAGAGUUGAAAAGGUGGUCUAAGGACUGGGGACUCAACGACAUGGGAUUUGGUAGAGAGAAAACUAUGUAUUGCUACUUUGCCAUAGCAGCCAGCUUUUCCCUGCCAUAUGAUUCAGAUGUACGAAUGAUAGUCGCAAAGAGUGCCAUACUGAUUACAGUUGCUGAUGAUUUUUUUGACAUGGAAGGCUCGUUAAGCGAUUUGGAAACUCUCUUGGAUUCUAUUGAAAGAUGGGAUUGUAGUGGAUUGAGCAAUCAUGGUAAGAUAAUCUUCAAUGCCCUUGAUAAUCUUGUACAAGAAAUGGCAGCCAAGUACCUUCAACGUCAAGGAACUGACAUAACCAACCAUAUUCGAGAAAUAUGGUAUGAAACAUUUGAUUCUUGGAUGACGGAGUCCAAGUGGAGUAGGAAUGAGAGAGUACCAUCUAUAGAUGAAUAUCUUAAAGUUGGGAUGACCUCAAUUGCCACACACACCAUAAUUCUUCCAGCUUCAUGUUUUAUGAACCCAAGCUUACCACCUUCCAAACUUCGUCCUCCUCAAUAUGAAAACAUUACAAAACUAGUUAUGGUUAUUGCCCGUUUGUUGAAUGACAUACAAAGUUAUCAGAAGGAAAAAGAUGAAGGCAAAUUGAACUCCAUUUUACUCUGCUUGGAAAAAAACCCAGAGUUAGAUGUGGAAGAGUUAACCGCUAAUGUGAGAGGAAUAAUAGAAAAGAAGAAGGAAGAGUUUCUUGAACAAGUUCUAAUGGAUGGUUUUGCUGAUCUGCCCAAACCAUGCAACCAACUCCACCUCUAUUGCUUGAAAGUAUUCCAGAUGUUUUUUAACUCAUCCAACCUAUACGACUCCAACAUGGAAUUGCUUGGUGAUAUUGGGAAAGCAAUCUAUAUUCCCCUGGAAAUCCAAUCCUCUAAAUCAUUAUUGCAUCUUCAGGAACCAAAGUCAAAGAAAGUUGAUCUUCCUCUGAAAUUUCAAAAUUCGAAGCCUAAUCUGAAACCAUUGCCACUGUCUCCUAAAGUUCCCAUAACAAACUGUCACAUUAAUCGGCCCUCCAACCAUUUGGUCUGGUCUACUAAUUUAAGCAUGCAUCGGCUUCCUAAGACUAGUACUUCACGGAAUGGGUACUGGAAAAUGACAAGGCCUGGACCAAACUUCAGUGUCUGUUUCUUUUGAGCAAAUCAUAUAUUUCCUUUCUUCUUUCCUAUUAUUAAAGAAAGUACCAGUAGUUAUAUCUCUACAUCAGAUCCAUAUUAUAAGCUUCUGUCGAGCCAUGUUGUAUGUGUCUAUUUAUUGUCCAUAUAAGAAGUAGAUUUUUGUUAAAGAAGGUUGUAAACAUACUUUACCACGUGCUGUUCAUCUACUAGUAGAAAAAGGUUUUAGUUAGUUAAGUCAAUUGUCUGGUAUACAAACAUUACUACUAGACACAUUUUAUUCUCUCUGUAUUUCGUAAAAAUUGCUAUAUAUGAAGCUUCAGAUUCUCUCUCUC